AUGACCGUCCGUGAAGAAACCCCCUUGCUGCAUGCCCGCCCCAAGGACAAGCAGAAUACCAAGGUCGGUCGUGUACGCGACAAACUCGCCGUGUACGGUUCAUUUCUCGGUGUAUUCCUCGCAUCUGCAGACGAAGCCAUCGUUUUGUCCACAUGGAGUGUGAUCGCCUCGGAAUUUCACUCUCUGUCGCAGGGAUCGUGGCUGUUAGCUGCGUAUAGCUUUGGGUGGUGCGUGUCACUGCCGGUGUAUGGUACGCUAUGCAAUCUAUACGGCCGAAAGAAUGUUCUUAUAAGUGCUUAUGCACUUUUUGCAGCGGGAUGUCUGGCUUGCGGGACCAGCACGUCCAUCGGUCAGCUGGUGUUGGCACGAGUGCUCACUGGAGUAAGUGCAGGAGGAAUAGUUUCACUGGUAUCGGUCAUCCUUACUGACAUGGUCCCUGCCGACGAGGUAGCCCUGCUCCGAAGCUACGCCAAUGUGUUUAAUGUUGUAGGUCGUAGUGUAGGUGCUCCAUUGGGAGGCUAUCUUAUCAGUUAUGUGGGAUGGAGAUGGUCAUUCAUCGGUCAAUUGCCCGUGGCGAUCAUCUGUCUACUAAUUGGGCUAUAUGGGCUUCCGUCAUCAUUAAACCCAACCAAGACUGGAGAUGCAGAUGAAGGGAAUGCUCGGCGCAGCAUCGCGGGACUUGACUUUGCCGGUCUUGUGAGCUUGUCUAUCACCACUAUUCUUCUACUCUUCUUGAUGCAGGAGUUGGGCGCCCCGCCAGAUAGCUUCCAAAUCCCGCUCUCGAUCCUCGUCCCGGCCUUUUGCACUGCAGCAAUGUUGUUCCUCGUGAUAGAAGCAUACUGGGCUCGAACUCCACUGAUUCCUCUACACCUCAUGAAGACCUCGCUGGGUGGGUUUUGCCUAAACCAGAUAAUGUUGAUGUCGGGCCGUUCGGGACUUAUGAGUAACUUGGCGCCAUACCUGAUUCGGGUUAAGGGUGCAACAAGCUCAUUGGCUGCGUCAGCCUUCGUGUUGGCUGCAGUUGGGGUGUCGAUUGGAGCAUUGAUCGCAGGAAAGGUUAUUAAAAGAUCGAAACGAUACCGAACCAUGACUGUCAUCGCUGUCUGUGGUACCAUCAUGACCUACUUGCUCAUUUUCAUUCGCUGGCGAAGUGGCUGCUACCUUUGGGAAGUAGUGUAUUUGUUGCCGAAUGGUGUAGCUGUUGGCAUCCUUUUCACGACACAGUUCCUUGGCAUGUCGCUGGGCGUGCCGAACGAGAGCCUCACCACUUGCAUCACUACAUAUUACCUUACCCAGCAGUUGGGUAGUAUCAUUGGACCGGCGGCGAAUGUGGCCGUUGUGCAACGUGUGUUUAUCGGGAAGUUGGAGAAUAAUCUAAAUGGGUGGGAGGAGAAAAAGUUUAUCGGUCAAAUUCUCAACGAUGACAGAUUUUCUCGGAGCUUGCCAUCUGCAGUUCAGUAUAUUGUUCGGUGGAGCUAUUUGAACGCAUUCCAAUUGGUGCCAUUAAUCUCUGCCGCAUGUGCAUUACUUAUGCUGCCUACUGUGCUAUGGGUGAAGGAGGAGAAACUGGAAUAA
Messenger RNA from Aspergillus pseudotamarii, 1575 nucleotides. Its product is annotated as major facilitator superfamily domain-containing protein. NCBI's taxonomy places the organism in Eukaryota, Fungi, Ascomycota, Eurotiomycetes, Eurotiales, Aspergillaceae. Gene Ontology annotation, cellular component: fungal-type vacuole membrane. The record is from RefSeq and is a predicted model, not a curated record. The transcript has 9 exons. Bases 1 to 1575 code for a protein of 524 amino acids. Gene Ontology annotation, molecular function: basic amino acid transmembrane transporter activity. Gene Ontology annotation, biological process: basic amino acid transport; transmembrane transport.